AUGAGAGGAAUAAAAAGAAAGUUCUAUAUAGAAGAUAUAGAUGACUAUCAAACAUACAGUAGUUUGAAGCAAUUAUAUAAAGAUGACUUGAUUGAAAUAUGUCAAGUGUUAGAGAUCGCAAUCAAUCAAGAUGAUAAUAAACCAUACAUCUUAGAUCAAAUACUUAAUCAUUAUAAUAGUAAUAAUAAUAAUAAUAAUAAUAAUAAUAGUCAAAAAGAUGAUGAUAAUAUAGAACAACAACAAGAUAACAUUAAUAGAAUAUAUACAGAGCAAGAGUUACGUAUUAAUAAACAAAAAGUCAUUACAAUAUGUAAUGAUUUAAAGAUAGAAGUGGCACCAUCAUCGUUGAGUGGUGGAUACUCGUUACCUUGGUCAAUCAUUGCGAGUAUUCUCACUCGUGCUUGGAAUGAUGCAAAGUAUUGUACUUGUAUCUAUCCUCAAGAGUUUCAAGACCUACAAAGAAAAUUUAAUCAACUAAAUACAAGGGAACCGUAUUCAUUCAAUUUUCUGGGUAAACAAUUCAACUCUAAAAUCGGUCAGUUCAUCGAACAAGUCAAAUCCAACAAUCAACACUGCCCACAACAUGCAAUGUACUAUAGAGAUGAUUCGUUAUAUCAUCCUUGGGCUCACUACAGUAUGUUUGGAGUAGCUAUAGAAGAAACACAAUGGAAGCAGACGAUGCCGACCAUCUCCAAAAAGGUAUUCCAUCAUCUCUCAACUACAAUACCUCGUACUUUUGCUCUUCCUUGGGGAGGAAAAUUCAAAGCAGCUGAAAGAGCAGAGUAUGAAACAUCAAUAUGGAGUCAUAUCAGUAAUGAAUACAAUGGAAUCAAAAUUGCAAAUAGAAUCUGUGUUCUAUCAUCCAAUCAAGUGUAUCUUGAUGCGCCGCCUUGGUUUACAAAGUCAAUUGAACACGUUACACUUGAUUCAUUACCACCUAGACCACUUUUGAAUAACCUUUCAAAACUCGUCCAUCUCAAAUCAAUUGUCUAUUUUGGAGACCAAUACCCAAACAUCGGUCCACUAAAGAAUCUCACCUCAAUCACUAUGGAAUUACUCAGAGAAGGUCUCGAGGAACUAGUCGACUCUUUGGAUCGUCCAAUGAAAAGGCUACUCCUACCUCAAGAUCCAUCAGUCAUUUUAAAGGCAAAAGAUAUUGUACUAGAAUCAUUACAAGUUAUCUGUUUGGAUGACAAAUUAUACAUGUUGUUAUUCCAAAACACCAGUCAAGAACGACCAUCAUCACCAAGAAACCUAUCCAAUCUAAGACAUGUACACAUUCAGUAUACACAAAGUCGAGGAAUUAAAGACUAUAUUCUACCAUCUAGAAUAUCUAAAUUGUCAGCCUCAAAGAUGAGCACAUGUUACGAAGACAAAUAUAGUAGAUUUUUCGAGAAUAAUCCACAUAUUACAAGUAUCAUAGUGGAUUGUGAUUUUCAAACGAUUGGAAUCAUUUCCACACUUCUCAAACAAUCAAGGUUGUCAAGAAUAGUGGUUUAUUCUGAUUAUGCUUUAACAGUCCAACAUCAACAACUCAUACAAUCAAACGUAUACUUUAAUUCAUCAAAGGAUAUGAGCUUCAGACAUUCGAAUAGAAAAUAUAUAUUCUAUAGAAAUGAUAAACAUAAUAAUCAAAUCAUUAAUAAUAAUAAUAAUAAUAUAAAUAAUAAUAAUAAUAAUUAUACGACAACAAUUUUAUUACCAACACUACCAAACAAUAUUAUUUACAAAAUCAUCCAAUUAUUAUGGAAUGGUAUGAACGAAUGUAAUUGUGAUGAUUCAUUUGCAAAAUUAUAUUCAAAGACAAUGACUCAUAGAGACUGUCUACUUUUAAAAUCAAAUCAAGAUUUUGAAAGCAUUCAAUCAAAUUGUCCUCAUCAUGGUUGGGUUGAUAGAUCAUCUCUAUACCUACCAGUAUUUCAAAAUAUAUCUACUUUUACACAAAAAAGUAUCUAUCAAUUAAGAUUAUCAAAGUUUUCAACCAUCUCCAAGACAACUCGAUCAUUUAUAUUUGAAAAGUUAUUUACAAAGUUUGGUCAAUCAAAUAUUGGAAAUAUAUCAAAAACCAUUUAUCAAAACAAUUAA
Molecule: messenger RNA, 2085 nt
Organism: Cavenderia fasciculata
Lineage: Eukaryota; Evosea; Eumycetozoa; Acytosteliales; Cavenderiaceae
Exons: 2
Coding region: 1-2085 (694 amino acids)
Source: RefSeq, a predicted model, not a curated record